AUCCAAAAAAUAUCGGAUGGUUGGUGAAGUCGCCCUACUGUGUGUGCUUUUUCAAUAAGAACCGACUUCCCCACAUCAGUAGCCCUACUCUGUGUGCUUUUUAGGUGAAGAAACCAAAGUAACAAUCUUCUGUCUAAAAUAUGGAUUCAGAUUACGGUGUUCCACGAGAGCUUUCUGAUCUGCAGAAGAAUCGAUCUCUCUACACACCGGAGCUUCCUCCGUGCCUUCAGGGAACUACUGUGAGGGUAGAAUUUGGUGAUGCAACUGCUGCAGCAGAUCCUGCUGGCGCUCACGCGAUUGCCCGAUCAUUUCCUCACACUUAUGGUCAACCUUUGGUUCAUUUUUUCAGAGAAAAAUCUAAACCAGUCAAUGCUCAGACCAUUAGUGAACAUCUUGCAGUAAGGGUUGGAUUGGUUUUCUGUGGUAGACAAUCUCCUGGAGGACAUAAUGUUGUAUGGGGACUUCAUGAAGCUCUAAAAAUUCACAACCCUAAAAGUGUUCUGCUUGGAUUUCUCGGUGGAUCUGACGGUUUAUUUGCUCAAAAAACCCUAGAGAUCACAGAUGAUGUUCUUGCAACCUACAAAAAUCAAGGUGGUUAUGAUUUAUUGGGACGAACCAAGGAUCAAAUCAGAACCAUAGAACAAGUAAAUUCUGCAAUGGAAGCAUGCAAGGCUUUGAAGUUGGAUGCCUUAGUGAUUGUUGGAGGGGUAACAUCUAACACAGAUGCUGCUCAGCUUGCUGAGACUUUUGCAGAAGCAAAAUGCUCAACAAAGGUGGUUGGAGUACCUGUGACCUUGAACGGUGAUCUUAAAAACCAGUUUGUUGAAGCAAAUGUUGGUUUUGAUACUAUCUGCAAGGUGAACUCUCAACUCAUCAGUAACGUCUGCACUGAUGCUCUUUCUGCUGAAAAGUAUUACUAUUUUAUCCGGCUCAUGGGUAGGAAAGCAUCCCAUGUUGCUGUGGAAUGCACACUUCAGUCACAUCCUAACAUGGUUAUCCUUGCUGAAGAAGUUGCUGCUUCAAAGCUUACCAUUUUUGACAUAACCAAACAGAUUUGUGAUGCCGUGCAAGCCAGGGCAGAGCAAGACAAGAAUCAUGGUGUCAUUCUACUUCCAGAAGGGCUUAUAGAAAGCAUCCCUGAAGUUUAUGCACUGUUACAGGAAAUUCAUAGUCUUCUUCGACAAGGUGUUUCGGCUGACAAUAUAUCCACACAACUGUCACCUUGGGCAUCCGCCUUGUUUGAAUUCAUGCCUCCUUUUAUUAGGAAACAGCUUCUUCUUCAUCCUGAGUCAGAUGACUCUGCCCAGCUGUCUCAGAUCGAAACCGAGAAGCUUCUUGCUGAACUUGUGGAAGCAGAAAUUAACAAGCGACUGAAAGAAGGAACAUACAAGGGGAAGAAAUUUAAUGCCAUCUGCCACUUUUUUGGCUACCAAGCACGUGGUUCUUUGCCAUCAAAAUUUGAUUGUGACUAUGCCUAUGUUCUUGGACAUAUUUGUUACCAUAUUUUGGCUGCUGGUUUAAAUGGUUAUAUGGCCACUGUCACCAACCUCAAAAGCCCUUCAAACAAAUGGCGCUGUGGUGCAGCUCCAAUAACGGCUAUGAUGACUGUCAAGCAUUAUGGUCGCGGGUCAGGGUCAGGGGCUACAACCCUUGGGAAACCUUUUGUUCAUCCUGCUGCCGUAGAUUUGAGAGGCAAAGUAUACGAGCUGCUUAGACAAAAUGCAACAAGAUUCUUGCUGGAUGAUGUCUACAGAAACCCCGGCCCCCUUCAGUUUGACGGUCCAGGUGCCGAUUCCAAAGCUGUCAGCUUGUGUGUAGAGGACUUGGAUUACAUGGGUCGCAUCAAGGAAUUGAAUGACUAUCUUGACAAGGUAAGAACAAUUGUGAAACCAGGUUGUUCACAGGAUGUUCUAAAAGCUGCUUUGAGUGCCAUGUCAUCUGUGACGGACAUUCUUUCUGUCAUGACCUCACAACGCCUCGACUAAUCAAUACUCCAUGUAGCUUGCUGAUCUGGCAAAAUCAAACUCUUUGGUGCUUCCUCAACUCAAUGCUCAAGACACUUUCUGAUUUUCCUUCAUUUUCUUGAUUUUGUGAUGAGUUUCUUUUUUAUUAUUUGAAGGCGAACAAUGAGAUUUCAGUUAAUCAUCAUUACGUUUGUUUUGGUUUUCGGGUCUUGUUUGUGGAAGCUUUAUAAUGAGAAAUAAUGCUUGACAUUUUGUCGAAUCUUUA
Messenger RNA from Helianthus annuus (common sunflower), 2229 nucleotides. Its product is annotated as pyrophosphate--fructose 6-phosphate 1-phosphotransferase subunit alpha. The record is from RefSeq and is a predicted model, not a curated record. The transcript has 19 exons. Gene Ontology annotation, molecular function: ATP binding; 6-phosphofructokinase activity; diphosphate-fructose-6-phosphate 1-phosphotransferase activity. Gene Ontology annotation, cellular component: cytosol. Lineage: Eukaryota; Viridiplantae; Streptophyta; Magnoliopsida; Asterales; Asteraceae. Gene Ontology annotation, biological process: glycolytic process; photosynthesis; response to glucose. Bases 141 to 1985 code for a protein of 614 amino acids.